AUGUACAAGAAACGCUUGAGAUCCUGGGGAUGUUCAAAAUACAUCCGGACGAAUGCGCGUCCCGAGCAUCAUUUGAUUUCCUGGUCGGCAUCAGGCCUGAUCAUCGAGUCACCAGACGUUUUUCGGACUCCAGAAACGAUACUGCUCGGCAUUCAGGACUAUAUCACGGAGAGAAACGAAAAUGAAAAUCCUCGGGAAGUUGUUCAAUGUCAGGGAACAUCACCUGCGCAAGCACAUAAGCACACGGAGCACAAUAUUUGCCGCGAGACGCUCGACGCAAUCUUCUCGGGCGCCAAAACGGCGCUGGACAUCGAGACGUUCUCCAGGUCGGCAGCAGAUUUCAUCAACUCGGUGGAAGGCUGUCGCGAGCUACUAGCCGAGCACCAGGUGGAGGAGGCGUUCGUCGAGCUGCGACGCCUGCCGGCCAAGAUACAAGUGUUGCUCCGAGACGAGCCUCACCACGCGCUGCACGGGCUCUUUUUCACGAUAAUCAAGAUGAAGUGGGAUGGGGAGGACUCCGAGCCUGAAAACGGUAUCCUCAAGGCACUUCUGGCGUACAUUGCUGCGUUCGCAGCGGAUUCCUCGCUCGCCUGGCCGGAAAUGUACCCGCUGCGCCGGAUCCUCGAGGGAUUUUCGCGGAUGGAAAACCAGACCGACUUGGCGGAAGUGACCAUCAAAUGUUGGAGCUAUUUUUUGAGCAUGACAAAACCACCUGGGGACGAGACAGCCGGCGGUUCUUGCGUGAUUUCAUCCUUCAGCCUCCCACGCAGCUUCAAGAACACCGCAGGGCGACAUGGGGAAACAAGCCAGUCGUCCCAGCCUCUCGUGCCUGCGUAUGAGCGCCUGGGAAUUGAUAAACGGAGGACAUAUUUACAACGUCUCCAAAGGGAAAAGGAGGGAUUCAAACGCAAAAAUACGUCGUCCCAGGCAAAAGCCGCGUUCAAGAGCCAAAGGUACAUGGCGUGUGCCUACGAGGCGACGGGGCUGAAGCCCUGUCUGAAGCUCUACCUGGACGAGCUCGUAAAGGAAGCCGUGUGUAGAGCCCAAAGGAAAAAGGACUUGCGCUCGGUGGUACUUCGGAUGACUCGCCUUGAUCAUAUGCUUUCGGGGUGGGGUGACGAGGAGAAUUCGCAAUACGCACGGCGAAACAUUGUUAUGUUCGGUGGCGCCGAGUAUCAUGAAUGA
Diaporthe citri is the source of this 1185-nucleotide messenger RNA. RefSeq lists its product as uncharacterized. Bases 1 to 1185 code for a protein of 394 amino acids. The transcript is spliced from 2 exons. NCBI's taxonomy places the organism in Eukaryota, Fungi, Ascomycota, Sordariomycetes, Diaporthales, Diaporthaceae. The record is from RefSeq and is a predicted model, not a curated record.